Limulus polyphemus (Atlantic horseshoe crab) is the source of this 6218-nucleotide messenger RNA. Its product is annotated as SNF-related serine/threonine-protein kinase-like. Gene Ontology annotation, molecular function: ATP binding; protein serine/threonine kinase activity; tau-protein kinase activity. The coding region runs from base 115 to 2781 and encodes 888 amino acids. Gene Ontology annotation, cellular component: cytoplasm. NCBI's taxonomy places the organism in Eukaryota, Metazoa, Arthropoda, Merostomata, Xiphosura, Limulidae. The transcript has 5 exons. Gene Ontology annotation, biological process: protein phosphorylation; microtubule cytoskeleton organization; intracellular signal transduction. The record is from RefSeq and is a predicted model, not a curated record.
UUUAGGAAUGUUUUAAAGAUAAACAGUGGUAAAAUAUAUGGUGGUAAACAUCCUCCUGACGCAUGAAUUGUGAGUUUAAAACAGACGUAAUUAUUUGCUUUGCGCGUAUUCAUAAUGAGUGAAAGUAAUUCGCUUGUGCUUAAUACUAGUAAUAUGCAGAAGGUUCGCCACUGUAAUAAAUAUGAUGGAAAGAUUGCGGGUUUAUACGACUUGGGAGAUGCAAUAGGACGCGGCCAUUUUGCAGUUGUUAAACUGGCAAGGCACGUAUUUACUGGUGAGAAAGUAGCCGUUAAAGUAAUCGACAAAACAAAACUAGACGAAGUGUCUCGUGCUCACCUGUACCAAGAGGUGAGAUGUAUGAAAUUAGUACAACAUCCUAAUGUAGUAAGACUUUAUGAAGUCAUAGACACGCAAACAAAACUUUACUUAAUACUAGAGCUAGGAGAUGGGGGGGACAUGUAUGAUUAUAUUAUGAAAAAUGACAAAGGAGUAGAUGAGGAUACGGCAAGGAAAUUUUUCCAGCAGAUUGUUCAUGCUAUAUCUUAUUGCCAUCGACUUCACGUAGUGCAUCGUGAUUUAAAGCCAGAAAAUGUAAUUUUUUUUGAGAAAUUGGGGAUGGUGAAAUUAACAGACUUUGGCUUUAGUAACAGAUAUUACCCUGGACAGAAGCUAGAAACAUCCUGUGGAUCUUUAGCAUAUUCUGCACCAGAAAUUUUAUUAGGUGAUAUGUAUGAUGCACCUAAAGUUGAUGUGUGGAGCUUGGGUGUAAUUCUGUACAUGUUGGUGUGUGGCUAUGCUCCCUUCCAGGAAGUCAAUGAUAGUGAGACACUGACGAUGAUAAUGGAUUGUAAAUACACAAUACCAAGCCAUGUGUCCAAAGGAUGCAGAAAUUUAAUAGCAAGUAUGUUGGUGCGAGAUCCUGAACAGCGGGCUGCAUUAGAAGAGAUUGCUAACAAUAGUUGGUUUACUUCUGAGGAUCUCAUACAGCCAGCUGACUAUCUACCCUUAAUUUCUCGUGAACACCUCUCCGAAGAGGAUCAUGCAUACAUCAUCCAAAAGUUAGUAAAGGGCAAUAUUGCUACAAAGGAGGAGAUCCUAGAAGCAUUACAAAAGAAUGAAUACAACCACAUCACUGCCACAUACUUUUUGUUGGCGGAGAGAAAAUUACGGGGGCAGCGACAAGAGAAGGCCCAGAAGAUAAGCAGAAGUUCUAGAGUUGAUCUGUCACCAUUAGCCAUAACAUCAAAAAUUGCGAGUGAUUAUUCACCAUCUCAGGAAAAAUGUGAUCCUGUGCUUCAGAAUUUAAUAUCACCUCGAGUGAUAGUGAAACCACAGGAUUCAAAUAACUUCCUUGAUCAUUCAAACUUCUCAUCUACUGUUUCUCAGAAUGGUCAGUCCUAUCUGUCAAAAGCACGUAAGUGUAGUGUGGUGCGUGAAGAGGAUGAUAGUGGUAGCUCAGUAAAGUUGUCAUCUGCUGAAGUUUCAUCAACCAAUAACAAAGACAAAUUUGACAUUCCUGUACUUCAUGAGUUUGGGUCUCUGGACACUUCUAUUCAAAAAUCAGUUAUGCAACGUCCAAAGUUUCCUCUUCUUUUCCAUAGCAACAGUGUAAAGUCUGCCACAGUAAACCCAAAAAUAUCUCCAGGAAAACAAUCUCCAGUUUUGACAUUUCCAAAUCAGAAGUUUAAAACCCUACCAUCUCCUGCACGAGGACUACAUGCUGUGAAAAGUUCUCCCCAGUUGCUUCUAAGUGAAAUAGAUGAAGAAGUGGCAUCAGAUACUGAACCAUCUCCAAAAACUCAUUGUUCCAAACACUCUCGAAAACACCUUUCCAGUGGAAAACACAGUCCUCGCUCUAUGCUGGCACAUGCAGUGUUGCGUCUAAUGGGUCAGAGACAGAAAAUGGGAAGAUCUCGAACAACUAGUUGCAGUAGUUCGGAGGCCAGUGAUGAUGAUGGUGAAGGACUUAAACGGAAGAUGGGGAAAUUAAAGAGUUCAGGAAGACGAGAUAGUAGUGAAGACCGUACAGGUGGGCAGGGUGAAGGGUGUGGAGGAUCAGGGCAGUCUGGGCUUGGAGGAGGAACAUCUCAAGGUAAUAUGAGUGGAGGAGGUGGUGGUCAGAGCUCUAUAAAUAACAAAUCAGAUAAGAAUAACACACACAGUAGUAAAUCACACAAACAGCAAGGUCAAGCAGUAGAAGAUUCCACCCUUACUGUACAACCUUCCCCCAUUAGCAGUACAGUACUUUCAACAGACAGCACUGAUAGCUUAGACCUAGAGCAGUGUCUCACCAGUUCCAUUUCUUGUGAUGAUCUGUGUGUUAAUUUUUCUCCUAACAACCAGCAGAUGACUUCAGAAGCUGCAAAGUUUCAAGAUGAGUCUCUGCACACUCAAGAAAAGAAAUCAAUAUUUUCUGUCCAAGAAGAUUCAGACAACUUCCUUCUCAAGGAAACUUUUAAGUUCACUAAUCCCUCCAAUAAAAUUCCUUUCAGUUUAAGCUUAAACAGUGGCUUUACCUUACUUCAACAAAUAGAAAAUCUUCCUUUGUACAACAAAAACAGCAGUAAACUGGGAAAGAAAGAUCAAGGGCAUCGACUAAAAAGCAUAACGCAUGGACUGACACAUCUAGUACAUUCUGCAACUAAGCUUGAUAUCAGCCAAAAUGGCUGGAAGCGUCACGGUCGCUCUAAGAGUGCAACCAGAAUCAUUCAACCUUUUGGAAAUGAACGCCAAGUUGUUGUAAAUGUAAAGUUGGCUUCUAGGUGCUGUACACUGUGUUGAUGGCUAAAUAUCUGUAGUAACCAUGAAGAGGUUAUACUAAUAUAGUUCCCCUUUUUUGGCCCAGAGUAAUAUCACAAUACUUUUGGAGUAUUUAUUGUAUCAAAGAUCAAAAGUGAAGUGUAUCUGUUUUAUAAAACACACAAAUUUCAGUAACCACAAGGAGGAGAGUUUGCACCAGCAGAAAUUUCUCUGGGCCUAUGUAAAUAGAAUAAGUUUUCUGUUGAUCAUUCAUCAGUGUAAUUGUUUGGUAUUAAGAUACUUGUCUACCUUUUCAACCAUGUUAACAUAAGUUUGAUAUUAACUUUUAAUAAUAGAUUUUAUCUUCCAUUUUAAUAUUUGUUCACAAUUUUACAUAACAAGGAAAACAGUUGUACAUUCUUAAAUUUACAUAAAAAACAGACGUGUGAAUACAUACUACAUGUGCAUAACCUCGCUUUGCUAAGCUGUUUAACUUUUUUUUUCAUUGUAAGUUGGUAUGUAUGAGGCCUUUAUUUGCACCACCUUAUUUUUUUAGUUUUACAAUUGUUUUAAUGCUUCCAUGUCUAGUUAGAAGAUUACUCCCCCUACACAUUUGAGAUUUUAAAACAGUGUUCAUACCUUUGUUAUAUAGUAAAGUACAAAACAUUUCUUCCACGCUUUUAACUAAAAGCAUAUACAAGGUUUGAAAUUGGCAUUUUUAUUUUGCAAUUACUGUUGGUCUGGUUAUUUGGAAACUUUGCAGGAUCUUAACCAUAUUACUAUUUUGCCUAGAAAUACAUCUUAAAAACACAAAUCACAGAAACAGUGUAACAAAAUUCUAAGAAGAAAUCGAUGAAAACUCUGAAAUGACACAAAAAAAUAAAGCAGGAAUUGUUUGAAACUGCAACUUAUUGUUGUCCUAUUCCAGAUGACAUUUACUUGCUCAUAAUUUGAAUUGCAUAUUUCCAACACUUAUAAUGAGUAUAUUGCUCUGCAAGUGCUUUUAAAAUUUUUAAAAGACUGUGCAAGUUUACUUGUGAGAAAUCCUUGACUUAAAGUCUGAAAAACAAAAAAUACUAACAUUUAAGACAAAGUAAUUUUCUCAAUGUUAUUAAUCAAAUUGUAUGAUGUUUGUUAAACUUUGUCAGUACUCUCAGCCUGCAGAGAUUGUACAUUCAGUGAUUAUUUACUGUUAAAACCCAGCUAAUGGAUUGUACCAAUAUGGAGAUUAUAUUUUGGUAUGUUAGUCUUACUCUUAUCCAAAGGCCUCCAUGUUUGUGAGAUGCUGUGAUAAUGGUAUUCCAAAAUCUGGCUAGUUUUUCAUCUUAGUAAAUAAUAUUUAAUUUUUUAAAGGAAGUUUAAAAAGAUUUGUGUAUCUACAAUUUAAUGUUUUUAUUAUUAUUUAUUGUCCUAUGCAGGUAGCUCUUAAAACAGUUUGUUUGCUGAACCUACUUGUGUAUUGAAUAUUCUUGCUAGACAUUAUGAAAUGAAUUCAACAUGAUUGUUAAACAAUACUUGCUUCCUCUAAGGUUUACCAUUCAAUUUUAUUUUAUAAAGCUGAGCCUUCUUUUGAUAAUGUAAUAAGUUAAGAGUAGUAGUAUUGCUCUUUAAUGUUAUAUGCAGCAUUAUUAUACUUUUAUAUAUGUUUCUGUGGGACAAUGCAACAACUUUUAUUAAAGCAGCACUGGACACUUUCAUACUGUAACACCUCAAAAUAUAAUAAUGAAAAAAAAAGUAUAAAAAAAAACAGUAUCAUAAGGCCCCACACAACUUCUUGUGCUUUUCAUUAACAAACAAAUAGCCCCUGAGCCAAGUCAUUUGAUAUUUUAGUGGACUCUGAAUUUUUACUGAAUGAUUCAGCUUAAUUUCAAGCUCUGAUAUGUCAUCAUGACAAUACAAAAUUCUUGGAAUUUCAGAACAGCAGGGUUAGUUCUCAUCUAGUCAGCUUCAAAUUAAGGGGGUUAAGAAUCACUAUGAAAAUAUUUAUUGUGCAUGUAUUCACAAAACUGCUAACUGAACUUAAGAGGAGCAUUAGACAAGUUUUUAAUUAUUUUUUGUUACAUAAAGCUUUUGGAUCAAGUAUAGAGAAGUUGUUCUCCAACACAUACAGAUGCUUGACUGCAAACUUGUUAUAAAAAUGUGCUUUUUAUAUUGUGAUGCAAGAUGGCUAAAUAUACUUGUUACAGGGACAUAUGCUUUGUAUGAUGUGAUAUGAUGCAAGAUGGCUAAGUAUAGGCAUGUUACACUGUCAUGCAUUUUUUUAUGAUGUGAUUUAUGACAUAUACAUCUUGUAGGGGCACGUACUUGUUAUAUCAUGAUUUAAUAGAUGGCUAAAUAUAGACUUGUUACAGUAACAUUUGCUUUGUACAAUAUGACUUAAAAGAUGGCUAAAUAUACUUGUUACAGUAACAUUUGCUUUGUACAAUAUGACUUAAAAGAUGGCUAAAUAUACUUGUUACAGGAACAUUUGCUUUGCACAAUGUGAUUUAAUAGAUGGCUAGAUAUAGACUUGUUACAGUAACAUUUGCUUUGUACAAUGUGACUUAAAAGACAGCUAAAUAUACUUGUUACAGGAACAUUUGCUUUGUACAAUAUGACUUAAAAGAUGGCUAAAUAUACUUGUUACAGGAACAUUUGCUUUGCACAAUGUGAUUUAAAAGAUGGCUAAAUUGUUACAGAAAUAUUUUCUCUGUAUAAUGUGAUUCAAAAGAUGGCUAAAUAUAGCCUUGUUACAAGGGCAUUUGCUUUUUAUAUGAUUCAAGAGAUGGCUAAAUAUAGACUUGUUAUAGGGAUAUUUGCUUUUAUAUGAUGUGAUUCAAAAGAUAUGUAAGAAUAGCCAUUUUGUAGAGAAAUCUAAGCCUUUGGUGAUAUUGUUAAAGAGAUGUCUAACUAAUAGUGUGUAAGAGACAACCUCUUUAAUCUUCAAAGUAUUAAGUUCUCUGGAGAUAAAAAUUUAUCCAAGAUUGUAAUUUUAAUAAGACCAGUUUUGUCCACAUAUACAUAUUGUAAGAAAUUUGUUAAAUACUUUUUAUCCUAACCUGCAGUGUUGAGAAUAGUUUGAAGUUAAUUUUUGUUAUACUUUCUUCAUUCUGGAAAGCUUGCUUAUUUACAAGUAUUUUGUGUCAUCAUGGGGGAGGGGGAGUAUCCAGUAUUAACCAAAGUAUGUUUAUUUCAUAAUGUUCAAUAGACAAGGUAAUGUGCAGUAACUUGUACUCUAGAUAGAAGUGACUUGUGCCUCUUGUAUACUUUAUUAGUUAUGCUGUUAUCAUGUAGAGUUGAUAAACAACUGCCUAGGGAACAAACCCUUACUGUCACGCAUGCAUUUUUACUGUAGCUAGAGAAUAGAAAAUGUUAACUUAUAUUAUAGAAUGUAGAAAAUGUUGUACAUUGCAUUAAUAUAUUGUUUUGAUGUUUUCUAUGUUUAUUUAUUGAUAUGGUGAGUUGUAAGGCUGCAAUUGAAUAAAAAAAGCUUGCUGAGA